UCAGUUUAAAAUGGUGAAUUACUCUUAUGAUGAAGACCUUGAGGAACUAUGUCCAGUCUGUGGAGAUAAAGUGUCUGGGUACCAUUAUGGACUUCUCACCUGUGAAAGCUGCAAGGGAUUCUUUAAGCGAACAGUCCAGAAUAACAAAAGGUACACAUGUAUAGAAAAUCAGAAUUGCCAGAUUGACAAAACACAGAGAAAACGGUGCCCUUACUGUCGGUUUCAAAAAUGUCUAAGUGUUGGAAUGAAAUUGGAAGCUGUGCGAGCUGACCGAAUGCGUGGCGGUCGAAACAAGUUUGGACCAAUGUACAAGAGAGACAGGGCACUGAAGCAGCAGAAAAAAGCCCUUAUCCGAGCAAAUGGACUGAAACUGGAAGCCAUGACUCAGGUGAUCCAGGCAAUGCCGACUGACCUGACAAUAUCCUCUGCAAUCCAGAACAUCCAUUCUGCCUCCAAAGGCCUACCUCUGAACCAUACUGCCUUGCCUCCUGCAGACUAUGACAGAAGUCCCUUUGUAACCUCUCCAAUUAGUAUGACAAUGCCACCCCACGGCAGCUUACAAGGUUACCAAACCUAUGGCCAUUUUCCAAGCCGAGCUAUCAAGUCUGAGUACCCUGACCCUUACACUAGUUCACCAGAGUCAAUAAUGGGCUACUCAUACAUGGAUAGUUACCAAACAAGCUCACCGGCAAGUAUUCCACAUCUGAUAUUGGAACUCUUGAAAUGUGAGCCAGAUGAGCCUCAAGUCCAAGCUAAGAUCAUGGCAUAUCUGCAGCAAGAGCAAGCCAACAGAAGCAAACACGAGAAGCUCAACACAUUUGGGCUUAUGUGUAAAAUGGCUGACCAAACCCUCUUCUCCAUUGUUGAGUGGGCUAGAAGUAGCAUCUUUUUUAGAGAACUUAAGGUUGAUGACCAAAUGAAGUUGCUUCAGAACUGCUGGAGUGAACUCUUAAUUCUAGAUCACAUUUAUCGGCAAGUGGUACAUGGGAAAGAAGGCUCCAUCCUUCUGGUUACUGGGCAACAAGUGGAUUAUUCCAUAAUAGUAUCCCAAGCUGGAGCUACCCUCAACAAUCUUAUGAGCCAUGCACAAGAACUAGUAGCAAAACUUCGUUCCCUGCAGUUUGAUCUACGAGAAUUUGUAUGCCUCAAAUUCCUGGUGCUGUUUAGUUUAGAUGUCAAAAAUCUUGAGAAUUUCCAGCUUGUGGAAGGUGUUCAGGAACAAGUGAAUGCUGCCCUGCUGGACUACACAAUGUGUAAUUACCCACAGCAAACUGACAAAUUUGGGCAGCUUCUCCUGCGACUACCAGAAAUCCGGGCCAUCAGUAUGCAGGCUGAAGAAUACCUCUACUACAAACACCUGAAUGGGGAUGUGCCGUGUAAUAACCUUCUCAUUGAAAUGCUGCAUGCAAAGAGAGCAUAAAUCAUACCCAUUAGAGCUUCUGCUUUCAAGGAAAAAAAUAUAUUCUGAACUGCUCCAAGCAACACUAAUUAAAACAUGGUUUUAAGACUCUGCAAAAUGGUAUAAUAAUCAAAUACUAAUAGUAAAUAAGUGAUGUAUCAGGGUAUUUGUAUUGCAAACUGUGAAUCAUAUGCUACACAUCCCCAAAGGAAUCUAUCUAGGACUUUAUACUGGAGUGAAGUGAACUUACCAAGUGGAUACUAUCACCAAUGUCAACAUGAAAAAGGACAGAAUGAUUCUUGUAUAUUUAACUCUGCUGAUUGCCAAUAUGAAGAAACUUAAGAGGAAAAAGAACUGAUCUGUAUUACCAAGCUGAGACAGUGGGGAAUUUUGAGUGCACUAAAUUCCUUUGCUGUAUAGCAGGACUUCUAAAGCAGUUCUAAUAGGUGCAAAACUGCAUCUAUAGCAUCUGUCAUCCUUCCAA
Chaetura pelagica (chimney swift) is the source of this 1883-nucleotide messenger RNA. It is a transcript of the gene NR5A2, whose product is annotated as nuclear receptor subfamily 5, group A, member 2. The transcript has 6 exons. Gene Ontology annotation, cellular component: RNA polymerase II transcription regulator complex. The record is from RefSeq and is a predicted model, not a curated record. Gene Ontology annotation, biological process: regulation of transcription by RNA polymerase II; hormone-mediated signaling pathway; tissue development. The coding region runs from base 11 to 1420 and encodes 469 amino acids. Lineage: Eukaryota; Metazoa; Chordata; Aves; Apodiformes; Apodidae. Gene Ontology annotation, molecular function: RNA polymerase II cis-regulatory region sequence-specific DNA binding; zinc ion binding; nuclear receptor activity.